This is a messenger RNA of Colossoma macropomum (tambaqui), 1440 nucleotides long. RefSeq names its product double C2-like domains, delta (gene doc2g). The record is from RefSeq and is a predicted model, not a curated record. Gene Ontology annotation, cellular component: membrane. NCBI's taxonomy places the organism in Eukaryota, Metazoa, Chordata, Actinopteri, Characiformes, Serrasalmidae. The transcript is spliced from 11 exons. Bases 196 to 1431 code for a protein of 411 amino acids.
GAGGAAAGAGGUAGAGAGGGACCAGAUAACAGGCUGUGCGAGACAGAGCGAGUGAGAGAGAGAGAGAGAGGGGCAGAUAGUGAAUGAGGCUGCUGUGGAUUCAGUGCGUUUCGGUGUAACAGACAGACAGACAGGCAGACAGGAUGGACCACUGGAGCAGAUGAAGACCGACACCGGUCUUCCCUCUAGGUCCAGAUGAGUGUAUCUAAGCCCCCCCCUGCGGCCCACCCUGCCCUCCCCUCCCCUCACCUCUCCAUCCCUCCGCCCUCGCCCUCCUCGUCCUCCUCGCCCCCUCCCUCCGCUCCCCCCUCCUCCCCCCUCAGGAUCUCCAUGCAGGAGCACUUUGCGAUAAACGUGUGUCCCGGUCCGAUUCUGCCCAUUCCCCAAAUCUCAGACUUCUUCCCGCGCUUCCACGACUUCCCCCUGACUCCGCCCCCGCCCCGCCAGAAACAGACCCCCUCGCCCCGGGACACGGAUGGAGAGCGGGACGGAGAGAGGGAGCACAACGGAGAGGAGAAGGAGCUCGCCGACUCCGACGACGACGACACUUACCUGGGGACUCUGGAGUUCAGCCUGCUGUUUGACCAGGAGAACAACAGCCUGCACUGCACCAUCCAUAAAGCAAAGGGUCUGAAGGCCAUGGACUCUAACGGACUCGCCGAUCCUUAUGUGAAGCUCCACCUCCUGCCUGGAGCCAGCAAGGCGAAUAAAUUGCGCACUAAAACCCUGAAAAACACAUUGAAUCCGGUGUGGAACGAGACGCUGGUUUAUCACGGCAUCACCGCGGCCGACAUGACCACCAAAACUCUCAGGCUGUGUGUUUGUGAUAUGGACCGUUUGGGUCGUAAUGAGUUUAUCGGUGAGGUCCGAGUGGCUCUGAAGAAGCUGAAAGAGGGAGAAACCAAACGAUACAACAUGGGCUUAGAGAGAAUCGCUCAGACUCGAGAGGGCAACAACCAGACUGUGGAUCAGAGCUCUCAGCUGGUGGAGGAGGAGCGUGGUCGUAUCCUGGUGUCUCUGUGUUAUAUUGUGGAGAAGACGUGUCUGGUGGUGGGAAUUAUCCGCUGCGCCCACCUCGCCGCCAUGGACUCCAACGGCUACUCCGACCCGUUCGUAAAGAUCGUUCUCCAGCCGGAUAUGGGGAAAAAGUCCAAGUAUAAAACGUCAGUGAAGAAAAAAACGCUAAACCCAGAGUUUAACGAGGAGUUCAUAUAUGAGGUUCCUCAUGACCAGCUGGCGAAGAAAACCCUGGAGAUCUCCGUGUGGGAUUAUGACCUGGGCAUGAGUAACGACUUCAUAGGUGGAGUGGAGUUGGGCAUUAACGCUAAAGGCGAGCGGUUGAGGCACUGGUUCGAGUGUCUGAAAUACAAAGGGAAGAAAGUGGAGUACUGGCACACGCUCACACAGCAGGGGGCGCCAAGCAGCGACUGACACAACACA